AUGAAGUUGACCCCAAAAUUUGAGACUAAUGCACAAUUGUUGUUGCUUCUUUUGUGGAAUUAUAUUCUACUUGAAAUCUAUCUAGUGAAUGUCAAGCUACAAGAUUCUUUCAAUUGUGUAAAAGAGAUCCUUAUUGAGGAGUCCAAUGUGCAGCCUGUCAAUAGCCCGAUCACUAUUUGUGGUGAUAUUCAUGGUCAAUUUCAUGAUCUAAUGAAACUUUUCCAGACAAGAGGUCAUGUACCAGAAACAAAUUAUAUACUUAUGGGGGAUUUUGUUGAUCGAGGUUACAAUAGUCUUGAAGUUUUCACUAUCCUUUUGCUGCUUAAAGCUAGAUACCCAGCAAAUAUUACCCUUUUGCGUGGAAACCAUGAAAGCAGGCAACUAACCCAGUUGUGCUCUUCUAUCAUAUUUUAA
Quercus lobata is the source of this 414-nucleotide messenger RNA. RefSeq names its product phytochrome-associated serine/threonine-protein phosphatase-like. The record is from RefSeq and is a predicted model, not a curated record. The transcript is spliced from 5 exons. Gene Ontology annotation, molecular function: protein serine/threonine phosphatase activity. Lineage: Eukaryota; Viridiplantae; Streptophyta; Magnoliopsida; Fagales; Fagaceae. The coding region runs from base 1 to 414 and encodes 137 amino acids.